Struthio camelus australis is the source of this 1338-nucleotide messenger RNA. RefSeq names its product proto-oncogene Mas. The record is from RefSeq and is a predicted model, not a curated record. Gene Ontology annotation, molecular function: G protein-coupled receptor activity. Gene Ontology annotation, cellular component: membrane. Gene Ontology annotation, biological process: G protein-coupled receptor signaling pathway. NCBI's taxonomy places the organism in Eukaryota, Metazoa, Chordata, Aves, Struthioniformes, Struthionidae.
UCAGCAGAUCCACACCAGGCGGUUGCUGCAAAUAGUCACUGAAAUUCCAAGGAGCCCCCAAGAAGGUCUGCGCGAAAUCAGAGAUAGUGACAGAUCAGUACUUUCCAGUGAAACCCGCAUUAUGAGUACUAAAAUCGCAUCAACCUUCCUUCCAAACACAACCAGCCAGGCUCAUGGGGCUAAUUACAGUGGGACAGGGCAAAAGGCAGAGCCAUCAUAUGCCGUCCUCAAGUUCAUGGAGAGCUUCUGCCUCAUCAGCUCUGCCUGUGGGAUGGUGGGAAAUGGCAUGGUCCUGUGGUACCUCGGCUUCCGCAUCCGAAGGAACCGCUUCACCGUCUACAUCCUGAACCUGGCCGCCGCUGACUUUGGGUACCUGCUCUGCAUUGCCAUCGAAACGGUUCAGUACCUGAUGCAGUUCAACGUGGGGGUGCAGUUUGGGAUAUUCCUCUUCCUGGAUCUUUUCAUGUAUGGGACCGGCUUGUAUCUCCUGACGGCCAUCAGCAUUGAGAGGUGCCUGUCUGUCCUCUGUCCCAUCUGGUGCCGAAGCCAUCGCCCAAAGCACUUGUCCGGCGUCAUCUCCGGCCUGCUCUGGAGCCUCUCCCUGCUGCUGAACACCUUGGGCUACCUUUCUUGCACUGUUCGCCCCUCGGGCAGCUGCCACGUACUCCUCAUCACCAUCGGAGUCCUGGACUUCCUCUUCUGCACGCCCCUCAUGCUGGUGUUCAGCCUCACCCUCUUCCUCAAAGUCAAGUGCAGCUCCCAGCACCUCCGAACAGGCAGGCUCUUCACCGUGAUUAUGCUCACCGUCCUCUUCUUCCUCAUUUUUGCUGUUCCUCUGAGCAUCCUGAUCCUCUUUGACUUCUGGGGCUAUAAGUUUCUCUACUCCCCAGAGAUUGGCUUUGUGCUGUCCUGCGUCAAUAGCAGCCUCAAUCCAGUUAUUUACUUCAUUGUGGGCAGCUACAGGGAUCGGCGGAUUCGGCUCACUCUCAAGCUGGCCUUCCAGAGGGCCUUUGAAGAUUCAGCAGAUGACAAAGAUGAACGGGAAACCCAUGAAACAAUAACUAUGUCCUCUUGAAUUCAUCCCUUCUUUUGCCUGAACACCUUCUACAUUGAAGAGAAAAGGAAAGAGAGGAAGACCAUGAGGAUUCCUUCAAACCGUUGGACUCUAGAUAUCAGGAGGAAAAGAACUGAAUAUAAGGUUUUAAUUCAGGAUUACCCCAAGUCGUGUUGCUAGUCCCCUAUAUUAGGCCAUGUUCCAAUGCCCUUUCUUCAUUUAAACUCCUGCACAAUAUGGCAUGAGAAGCAGCUGCAUAGCUUUCUAACUCUGCUUACUGUCAC